AUUGCCAUAGCAGCGGGAAGUUGGUUUGGUUCCGCGUCCAAACGAUGGACAGCCCGAGCCGAGUAUUCGCUGCGAUACAACCGGCAGCGGCUCGUGAGUUCGCCGGUUACGAAAGGGAGCAGGGGCUGGAAGUACGAGCAGCUCACCGGCCGACUCCGAAUAACCGUGUGAGGGAGGUCCAGGUCACGGGGACCGCGGAGGUCUGUUGCCCGGCGGACCGAGUCUCUGUCCGGGUCAGCGUGGCCAACAGCAAGGAGUCCGUGGACGAGGUCACCAGCAGCGUUUCCCGGCGACUCGAGUACAUCUUGCAGGCUCUCAGACAACAUGGCAUCAGUGACAAAGACGCCUCAGUGAGGAGGUUUCUCCACAGAGAGGCGGACCUAUAUCGCAUGGACGCAGAGGUCGUGGUCACCUUUUCAGAUUUUGAGAAGAUGGAGCAAGUAUGUCGCGUACUGCUGGAGAAGCUGGACAAGAGUGUCUGUGUGGGAAGGCCACAGUUUCACCACAGUGCGGGAUGCCUGAGUCAGAUGAGAAGGCGAGUGUGUGUAUGCGCAGUUGAAAACGCUCAGCAGAAGGCCAGCGACAUCAGCCAGCUCCUGGGACAAAGCCUGGGUCCCCCCUUACUGGUCAGAGAGGAGGAGACCAGGGAGUGGAGGAACGAGGAGGAGGAAGAGCAUGGAGGCAGAGGGCAGGGCGCUGCACCCACAAUCAACGCCUCCUCGCGGGUGUCCGUCUCCUUCAGCCUCAGAGACAGGAGCAGGAAAAAACUCUAAAGAUGUUUUGUCGUUGGCUCAUGAAACCAAAGAGCUGAUCGUCACAGUUUAAAACAUUUUAUUGCAUAGUUGCAGCCGAUUUAAAGUGCAGUGCUUCAAGGAUCAUUGGAUCUCAGCCAACACUGUCAUGAAAAUUGACAUAAUAUAUAUACACACAUACAGCUGAUUUUCUGAAAAAAUUGUCAUUGUAAAGCAUUCAUCAGGAUUAGCGUAAAUGUGCCAACCAUUCAAGUCCGUCUCCAAACAGUUACAUUCAACAUUUACUCUUCAUAAAACCUGACUGCCAGUUCAGUAUGUGUCCAGAGGACACCACAGAAGGAAGGAAAAUAAGUCGUAAGUCUGAUGGAUCUUUCGGGAAGGGAGCACUCAGGCAUCAUUGGCGUCAUCUUCAGGAAAGCGCUCUCUCAGCCAGGGCUGCAUGAUGAACCGCUCCCCAUCAAAAUGAGUGAAGUAAUUGUCCAAAGUGGGAAUGUUGGGCUAAAAACAUCCAAAAGUGAGUCAAAGCCAUAAUUAGUGGAAGUAAUUGUGAAUGCGUGCUGUGAUUUUUUUUCCAGUACUUACCCUCAUCCCAGUGAUGCGCUGCAGUUGUGUUUGAGGCAGGUAUGCCACCAACAGAGAUGUGGGUCCAGGCCCGCUGAACAGUACCUUGUAAUGAGGCGUCUUCUCUGCUUUGAUGCCCUACAUGCACACACACAGUCACAGAACUGGCUGAGUUUUAAGGUUCCAACACUUAAAACACUUGAGUUUGUAAAACAGCACAUUGGUGAAGAGGGGAUCCAGGUUGUUGAGGCUGCUAACCUCAGGACUGGAAGACAUCCUGUCGACCCACUCUGGUGGGGCUCGCAGUUCAGGGUCCCAGCUCACCACCACACCAACCAUGUGGCCUUUCCGCUCCAUCACCACGUCUCCGACCCGUAGAAACACAUACGGAGGGCGAGGACUUCGCACCGUGUUGGAUGCUGCAGGAACGAAGAAAGAAAAAAGAUUGAAUGGUUUGAGACAAAUUUACUUUUCACAGGAACAUGUUUUUUUAAUCACUGGAUCCACAUUGCAACACUGCAAAGUGUCUUGGGUAUAUCGUUGGCUUAGAGAUUAAUCUUAGAUUUUUUCCAAAUAUGUCUUUACAUAUGUACAUUUACAAACCUCCAAAGAAGCCCUGGUCAUUGUCAUAAAGCAUGGUCUCUACAGGAGGCCGCUCCUGUGUCACUUCCUGUUCCAGGCCAACCAGAGAGCUUUGGAAAGCAGAAAUGUUGUUGACGUGAAAAGGAGUUUGUGUCCAACAAGAACUUGAAACAUUGGUGAUCACUUCAAGCGUUUAAAUAAAAAUGAUUAAAGUGAA
This is a messenger RNA of Scophthalmus maximus (turbot), 2112 nucleotides long. RefSeq names its product interleukin-1 receptor-associated kinase 1 binding protein 1 (gene irak1bp1). The coding region runs from base 45 to 773 and encodes 242 amino acids. The record is from RefSeq and is a predicted model, not a curated record. Gene Ontology annotation, biological process: immune response; canonical NF-kappaB signal transduction. NCBI's taxonomy places the organism in Eukaryota, Metazoa, Chordata, Actinopteri, Pleuronectiformes, Scophthalmidae. The transcript is spliced from 4 exons.